CACCAUCACUUUUUCCUCCUAUUUUCUUUGCAAACAAAAAUUCAACUGAAAACACACACACAUAUGAAUACAUGAUCUUCAUCAAUGGCAAUUCCUACAUCUUCAGGCAUUUCACCAGCAAAUUUCUUAAACCCACUUCAUAAUUCCACCAAAUUCACCAUUUUCAAAGCUUUUCACCACUUUCUCUCUCCUCCAUGGACACACCCCAAGUUCAUCAUCAUCCAUUCCUCUGCUUACCCUCCCCCUGUUUUACAAGAAGAAUCUUCCCCUGUUUCACCCCUUGUUGAUAAAAUCAAUUAUGAAACUCCAAUUUCUGAAUUUCAACCACAAAAUUUUGAUGAAAGAAAUCUCAAUAAACUAAUUAGAGAGUUGUUGAAAGAUUCAAGAACUGAAGAUCUUGGGUUUGAGUAUUAUGAAAAGGCUAAAUCUAGCUCAGAUUUUCAACCUCAGAAAACAACUUUCAAGUCUUUGUUGAGGUAUUUGGUAAAAUCAAAGAAAUGGGAUUUAAUUUCUUUGAUUUCUAGAGAUAUGAAGAUGUACCAAAUUUUGCCUGAUAAAAUGUUUUGUGCUAGAAUUGUUAGUACUUGCAUUAAAGCUAGGAAGUCUAAAGUUGCUUAUAUUCUUUUAGAAAGCUUUGAGUUUGAUAAGAAAGUUGCUGUUUUUGCUUAUAAUUCUGCAUUGAGAAACUAUAAUAAGCUUCACAUGUAUAGUGUAACAAUUCAGUUGUAUGAGAAGAUGAUAUCAAGUGGGGUUGUUUUAGAUUCUGGAGGGUAUGUUUUAAUCAUGGAAGCUUAUAAGAAAGUGGGGAAUUUUAUGAAAGUUGUUGAGAUUUUUAGUGAAUUGGAAGGUAGUGAACAGCUAGAAAAUGUAGAAAAUUACACUCAGAUUUAUGGGAUUUUACUGCAUGCAUUGGGGAGAUUAGGGCAAUCUUCCAAAGCUCUUGAGCAAUAUAAGGAAAUGGGUGGAAAGGGUGUUCCUCGAAAUGCUUCGAUUUACGCUACAUUGAUAGGUUCGUUGGCGGAGGCGAAAGAAAUCAGCAUGGUUGAACAGCUUGUUGAAGAAGCAGAGUCUAAGCAAAUGUUGAAGGAUCCAGCAUUGUUUUUGAAGUUAGUGAUCAUGUAUGUUAAAGAAGGGUUAUUAGAGAGGACUCUAGAUGUUGUAAAUAAGAUGAAAUCUGCUAAUUUGAAGAUUUCUGAUUGCAUAUUUUGUGCAAUUGUUAAUGGGUAUGCAAAGAAAAGAGGACUGAAAGUAGCAGCAAGAGUCUACCAAGAGCUUGUUUCACAAGGGUGUGAGCCAGGGCAGGUGACCUAUUCAUCUAUAAUCAAUGUUUACUUUCGCCUUGCGUUAUUUUACAAGGCUAAGAAGGUGUUUGAUGAGAUGCAAGAAAGGGGGUUCGACAAAUGUGUCGUGGCUUACUCAACGAUGAUUGUAAUGUAUGGUAAGAUGGGGCAACUAAGAGAGGCAAUGACACUUCUAGCCAAGAUGAAGGAGAAAGGAUGCGAGCCUAAUGUCUGGGUGUACAAUGCGCUUAUUGACUCACAUGGGAGGGUGAAGAAUAUGAGGCAAGUGGAUAAAAUAUGGAAGGAGAUGAAGAGGAGAAAGGUGGAGCCUGAUCGAGUGAGCUACACUAGCAUCAUAGGAGCUUACUCCAGAGCACGAGAAUAUGAGACUUGCACGGUAUUCUAUGAUGAAUAUCGGAAGAGUGGAGGAGUGAUCGAUCUAGCUUUGGCCGGGAUUAUGGUGGGUGUUUUCUCGAAGAUUAAUAGGAUCGAUGAGAUAAUAAAACUAUUGCAAGAUUUGAAAGCCGAGGGAACUAAAAUGGAUACAAGACUUUAUAGAUCAGCUUUGAAUGCUUUGAGAGAUGCUGGGUUGCAAAUGCAAGUUAGAUGGUUGGAAGAGAAUUUUGAGAGGCCAUCGAUGGAGCGUCUGAAUAAGUGAUGACAGUGGAAAUAUUAGGAGAACAGUUAUGUUCUAAGCAUAAAGCAUUCAAGAGGAAGCAAACUAAGGCAAGUUACAAAGGUUCCGGCUAUAACCGAGACAAUGGUAAUGGACCAUCACGAGGAACCCACUGGCCAGAGCCCAUCAAUACGUGUAUGUGUAUAUGAGCAGAGAGACGUUCUCUACAUUAAGAUUUCUCUACUAAGAUGCCAAAAAGGUACUAAAUCGCUAUCAUGUCAAUAGUCUUUGUCUGCUUUGACUGUUGCUCGUAUGAAGCAAAUCUUCAUGUUCCUCAGAAUCAUCUUCCUCAUCAGAGGAUAAAAGGGAAGAGCCCAUCCAAGUUUUGAAGCCUUCAUUGACACGUCUUUCAACACCUGGUGUUAGUUCCCAAGGAUUAGCUUCCAACAUCUCUAACCCAAGAUUUCUUCCAGAGAAGUUACCCUCAUCCAAAAUCGCAGCAGCUUUCCUUCUCAGGAAAAUGGCAGUGGCCCCAAAUAAAAUGACCAACCCCCAUGAGGCAACCUCAUAGCACCAAAACAAGGGCAAGGAACAGCUACUCCCCAAUGUGAGAAGACUUGAACCCAGGAAAAGUGCAAGAAGACCAAAGAUGAUGGCAAACACCAUAUUAAGGAUGGCGAGACAGCGCACUCCACCUAAAAAUCAGUGUCAAAAUAUUAUAUCUAUAUAUGAGGAUACAUAGGAGAGAUCUUUUGAAACUCUUAAAGUCAACUCUCUGGCUAAAAACUAGAGAAUCUCCAAGGCAUUUCUUGUAAAGGGAGAUAUGUGUUUACAUAGAGAUUUUUGUUUGUAA
This is a messenger RNA of Beta vulgaris subsp. vulgaris (sugar beet), 2749 nucleotides long. Its product is annotated as pentatricopeptide repeat-containing protein At5g13770, chloroplastic. Gene Ontology annotation, molecular function: protein binding. The record is from RefSeq and is a predicted model, not a curated record. The transcript has 2 exons. Bases 85 to 1938 code for a protein of 617 amino acids. NCBI's taxonomy places the organism in Eukaryota, Viridiplantae, Streptophyta, Magnoliopsida, Caryophyllales, Amaranthaceae.